UAAUUAGUUUACAGCUUUCACUUUGCGCUUAAGGGUUGAAACUAUAUUAGAUCCUAAACGUGGAGCUAGUCUGUCAAAUCCGACUUUUCGGGGCAGAACUCUGUCAAAUUUGAACUCUUAUUUCCGAUGUGCACAGAACGCAGCAUUGAAUUUGCGAUUUUUCCGCUUUUUGUGGUGGGAACCAGAAUAGCAACAACACCUGGGAAACCCGGAACUGUUUUUCUGCUCGUUUGUUUUUCUCGGGCACAUUUCAGAGACGGACGACUCAAAACAAGUAACAAAAAAGAAGCCUGUGCUUGAAAACAGAUUAAUCGGAGGCCGACUUGCAUGAAGCGACCAAAGUGGAGCCGGAAGCUGAAACAUGAGCUCCACGGAGCGGUUUGAGUAUCUACAGUCUCUUGUCACUGAAUUUCAGGACACGGACAGUGAAGAAGCCAAAGAGCAGGUUCUGGCCAACCUCGCCAACUUUGCGUACGACCCAAAGAACAUGGAGUAUCUACGGGAGCUGCAGGUGCCCGACCUGUUCCUGGACAUGCUGACCGAGGAGAACCAGAACUUUGUGGAGUUUGGGAUGGGGGGGCUGUGCAACCUCAGCAUGGACCCUGAGUGUAGAGAGGUCAUCCUGCAGAGCGGCGGCAUCAGCCUGGUCACAAACUGCCUGUCCAACCGGCGGGAAGAGACCAUCCUGUCGGCCGUCACCACCCUCAUGAACCUCGCCACGCCCGCGACCCGUUCCCAGAUCUCCGAGCCGGGAAUCCUGCAGUGCAUGCUGCGCUUCUCCCUGGCAGAGAGCCCCCGCCUGCGCAACCUGGCGGCCGUGUUCCUGCAGGACUGCUGCAGCGAGGAGCAGUUGAGGCAGGCCCAGCAGCAGAUGGCGGGACGGCAGACUGCCAUUGGGAUCCCGUUGCCCAAAGAGUGAGGACUCAGUUUGGCUCUUUGUGCCUCAAACAGGCUUCCCUGUCAGAGGCGUUUCUGCGUGCUGGUGUUUUGCUUUUUUAGCCCCAGUGAUGCAGUCCUGACGUGAUGCUGUGGGAAAACGCUCCCUAGUCUUCUGGACGAGGGCGAGGUCAGGGUUGCCUCCCCGCCUCUCCGGCUCCUUCACACCGAUGUGGGAAAAAAAAACCCAGAGAGAGCUGGUGUUUGUGUGCAGGGUGGAGCAGGAAAAGGACAAAAACAGUUACCUCAAACUUGCUCAUUUCGUUGUAAUAAGACUGCUGUGAUCUGUCCACAUGUUUUCAGAUUAUUAAUUUUCUAAGUGAAAACCGAAAUGAAUGCUCUGGAGAAAGAAUGGCCUUCAAAUCAGAGAUCAGAAUUAGACAGUUGUGGCUUGAUCAGCAGAUCAAGAAGUGAAAAAUUUGUUUUUCUUUCUUCUCGUUACAUGCAUCAAAUCUUAACAAUUCUCAGUUUAUUAAUUUGUCUUCAGCAUAUGCGAUGCUGUUUUUGGGGGGGCUGUCAAUAAAAGUCAAGAAACAGG
Poeciliopsis prolifica (blackstripe livebearer) is the source of this 1474-nucleotide messenger RNA. RefSeq names its product armadillo repeat containing 7 (gene armc7). The coding region runs from base 362 to 919 and encodes 185 amino acids. The transcript is spliced from 3 exons. Lineage: Eukaryota; Metazoa; Chordata; Actinopteri; Cyprinodontiformes; Poeciliidae. The record is from RefSeq and is a predicted model, not a curated record. Gene Ontology annotation, molecular function: protein binding.